AUGCAGGACCUGGAUAUGUGCUUCCGCAAUUCGACGUGGCCAGAAAAGCGAAAAGGACUGGACGCAAACCAUGACGGAUACCCCCCUCGCUUGAAAGUUCCAAGAGAUAUCUUCAAGGAGUUUGUGAAGCGUGACGGCGUGUUGCUUGCUACCCUUUAG
Molecule: messenger RNA, 159 nt
Organism: Pyrenophora tritici-repentis Pt-1C-BFP
Lineage: Eukaryota; Fungi; Ascomycota; Dothideomycetes; Pleosporales; Pleosporaceae
Source: RefSeq, a predicted model, not a curated record